Messenger RNA from Tripterygium wilfordii, 1969 nucleotides. Its product is annotated as lysM domain-containing GPI-anchored protein 1-like. The transcript is spliced from 5 exons. Lineage: Eukaryota; Viridiplantae; Streptophyta; Magnoliopsida; Celastrales; Celastraceae. The record is from RefSeq and is a predicted model, not a curated record. The coding region runs from base 473 to 1720 and encodes 415 amino acids.
AUCUGACUGGGGUCUGCUCACUCUAUGCAACACAUUUGUUGUCUUCCUCCCUCCCACCCCACUCUGCAAACUCCCUUUUUAGUGCUUCCUUGCUUUGCGCUCUCUCCCUCUCUCCAUUUACUGGAGGGCACUAGUAAUAGAAGAAGACGAAACCCACAACAUAAAUCCCUGCAAACCCAGAGAUUCCAUGUUUAUCGUGCUCAAGUUUGUCAUUUGAAUGUGUUUUCUGUUCUUAUUGGCUUAAGUAGCUAGCACUUCUAGCUGGGAUUCAAAACCCUCAAUCCCCAAAAAGAAACAACAAAUCUUCCACAUUCUCUCCAGUGCAGUAACAGCAGAGCCAGAGAAACCCACAUGUUGUUUUUGUCAAAACUUCACCUAAAACCCUGAAAACCCCUUUCUCAAAGCCAAAGAUCAGUCCUCUUUGCCCUGUCUUUUUCUGUUUUAGAGUGAGAGCAGCUAAAACCCCUGGAAAAUGCCACUCAAUCGGUGCAGUAUAUUGAUCUUCUUGAUUUUCACCAAUACGGCUCUGGUAUCCUCCAAGUCCACAAUCGAGCCAUGCUCGAACUCCGAUUCGUGUAAUGCCUUGCUAGGCUACACCCUUUACACAGACCUGAAGGUUGCGGAGGUUGCUUCGCUCUUCCAAAUCGACCCUAUCGCCCUCCUCACCGCUAACGCCAUCGACAUCUCAUACCCAGAUGUGGAAAACCACAUUCUUCCGUCGCAGCUCUUCCUUAAGAUCCCCAUCACAUGUUCCUGUAUUGAUGGUAUCCGCAAAUCCACCUCCACCAAGUACAAGACCCGCCCCUCCGAUACCCUCACAUCCAUAGCUGAUUCUAUAUUUGGGGGUUUGGUCUCUGCUGACCAGAUUAAGGAGGCUAAUUCAGUACAAGAUCCGUCGGUUCUUGACGUCGGCCAGUCCCUUGUGGUGCCUCUGCCAUGUACUUGCUUCAAUGGGACGGAUAAUGGGUUGCCUGCCAUCUAUUUGUCGUAUGUAGUUAGGCCGGUGGAUACCUUGACUGGUAUUGCGGCUAGGUAUUCCACUACAAUUACUGAUUUGAUGAAUGUCAAUGCUAUGGGCACUACAGCCAUUAGUGCUGCUGACAUAAUUGCUGUGCCAUUGCCAGCUUGUGCAUCUAAUUUCCCUAGAUAUGCCUCAGAUUUUGGCUUGAUUGUGCCAAAUGGGAGCUAUGCAAUUACAGCAAGUCACUGUGUGCAAUGCAGUUGUGGACCUGGAAAUCUCAAUUUGUAUUGCAUGCCUGCUUCACUGGCAGUAUCUUGUUCAAGCAUGCAAUGUAGGAAUAGUAACCUCAUGGUUGGGAAUUAUACGGUGCAGCAGGGCAGUGGUGGAUGCAAAGUUACUUACUGCAAUUAUGAUGGUUUGGUGAACGGCACCAUUUGGACUACGUUGUCCACAUCCCUUCAGCCGCGAUGCCCAGGUGGGCAGCAAUUUCCUCCACUCAUAGCUCCACCAAAUACAGUAAGUAGGGAUACAACAUUUGCUCCAGCACCUGCACCUCAGUCUGAUGGUACAACACCUGGGACUUCGGUGGUACCAAGAACUGGGUCACUGCCUCAAUUGCCUCCGGCAAAUGGCCCAGCAGGAAGUGCAUCUGGUGCUGCCUCUGGUGCUUCCCGCUUGGUGAACGCGUUAGUCACUUCACCAACCACAUUUGUGCUAUGUCUGUGUGCCAGCUUCAUAGUCUCCUCGCUAAAAUUCUGAAUAUCAACUUUGUGCAAGCAUGAAGGGAUUUUUCAUGCAUUUUUUACUUUCUUCGAUGGAUCCCGAUUGUAUGUUGUAUGUGAACUUUCUGGUAUUUAUUCAUGCGGAUAGACUGCUUUGUGGAUGGCACAGAAUAGAGCUUUUUGGAAGUUGUCUUGUACUUUGGCAUUCUCAAUUAGAGGUAUCAGUAGUUCCCUUCUUGUAACGGAUUCGUGUUUAUAAUUUGCCAAAUUGAAUCUUUUGAGUACC